GGCGCUUCUCGGCGGAGCUUCUCGUUAUGACCACGUUGAUAAACGCCAUGGACGUGGCCUUUGCUGUUGCGGGUGGAUGCGGCGUCACCACCUCCGCGGUGACGCAUGGAAUCCCGCAGAGGCGUCAACUCCACUCCUCACCUGCUGGACGCGCUGGACGCGCGGCUUGGCUCCCGCUGCUCGCGGGCGGUGCGGCGACCGCCGCCGCGUCGAAAAGGAGAGCAGUGACAGGUUUGAGAGCUUCCAAGGUGGUCUUGAUGGGCGAUUCUGUGCUGGACAACUUCUUUUGGCUGCAGACGCCCACGCGCCAUUUGCGUGUCCAGCUGCAGGAGCAGCUGGCGAAGUCGCGCAACGCCAAGGUGAAGCAGUUGCAAUGCGUGAACCUGGCUGUUGACCAGAUGACCACCUUCGACUUUGUGGAACGAAAGCCUCAAGAGAAUCCAUGGGAGACUUAUGCAAAGGCUCGAAAACUGGUUGCAUUUGAAGAUGAUGAGGACAAAGAGUAUGUUGUGGACAGCGACGGCGUGAUCCGCUCCGUCGAGAACCUCCGGCGACUGGAGGACGUCAAGUGGGUGGUGCUGUCGUUGGGAGGCAACGA
Molecule: messenger RNA, 598 nt
Organism: Durusdinium trenchii
Lineage: Eukaryota; Dinophyceae; Suessiales; Symbiodiniaceae
Source: the annotation of a GenBank genome assembly